AUGAUGACCAUUAGAGACAAGUACCACAUGAAAAAGAACUGGAUGGGCGAUCCUUGCGCGCCCACGAAUUACGCGUGGAAGGGAUUGCAUUGUAGCUAUGCUGUUUCUACCCCACCAACUAUCACAGGCUUGAAUUUAUCUUCCAGUGGUCUAAGUGGCAACAUUUCAUCUUCUUUUGCAAGCCUCAAACGUUUACAGUACUUAGAUUUGUCACACAACAAUCUGACGGGCUCCAUUCCCGACGCCCUUUCACAAUUGUCAUUGCUCACACUUCUAGAUUUAACAGGAAAUCAGCUCGGUGGGUCAAUUCCUUCCGGACUUCUCAGAAGAACCCAAGAUGAGUCCCUAACACUUAGAUAUGGUAAUAAUACAAAUCUCUGUAGUAACGGCAACUCAUGUCAGCUUGCAAAGAAGAAGAGCAACUCUAUGGUUGCUAUCUAUGUUGCGGUUCCUAUAUUUUUGGUACUGAUGGUUGUGCUUCUGUUUGUACUAAUUUGCAUGCGAAGGAGAAAGCAAGGAAUAACAACUAAUAGUGUAAGGCCGCAAAAUGAGGAAAUUAACAACAAUGGACACACCUCACUAAGACUUGAGAAUCGCCGAUUCACGUAUAGUGAAUUAGAGGAUAUCACGAAUGGCUUCCAACGAGUGAUUGGCCGAGGAGGGUUUGGGAAAGUCUAUGAUGGUUUCUUGGAGGAUGGCACCCAAGUGGCUGUCAAACUGUUGUCUGAAUCUUCCAACAAAGGUUUACAAGAAUUCUUGGCAGAGGCUCAGACCUUGGCUAAGAUUCACCACAAGAAUCUAGUGUCCUUGUUUGGCUAUUGCAAGGAGAGGGAUAACAUGGCUCUUGUCUACGAGUACAUGUCUGAAGGAGCCCUAGACAAGCAUCUUAGAGGGAGAGACAACAACACAAGAACUUUAACCUGGAGACAGAGACUUCUUAUUGCCACGGAAUCCGCCCAAGGGCUUGAGUAUUUGCACAAGGGGUGCAAUCCGCCCCUCAUUCAUAGGGACGUGAAGACGUCCAACAUUCUGUUGAAUACAAGGUUGGAGGCCAAGAUCGCCGAUUUUGGCCUGCUUAAGGCUUUCAAUAACGAUGGUGAUACACAUGUGUCCACAACGAGGGUGGUUGGAACACAUGGUUACCUUGACCCUGAGUACCACGCUACGCUUCAGCUGACCAACAAGAGUGACGUGUUCAGCUUCGGCGUUGUGCUACUUGAGAUAGUCACAGGGCAACCACCUAUCUUGAAUGAUCCAGAGCCGACGAGCAUCAUCCAGUGGACACGUCAGCGCCUUGCCCGUGGCAAUAUUGAGGGUGUGGUGGACACAUGCAUGCAUGGCGACCAUGAUGUAAAUGGCGUAUGGAAAGUCGCUGACACCGCACUCAAGUGCACUGCCCAGGCAGCGGAGCAGCGACCCUCGAUGACUGAGGUGGUGGCAUUGUUGCAUGAGUGCCUUGAGCUUGAGGCUGCAUGUAACCGCAUGAAUGCAGGGUUCAACACGACUGGGAGCAGCGGUAAUGUGGAUGGCUAUGAUAGGUGUGCCACUGACAUGUCUAGUGAUGUGAGCCAAAGCAGCUCUGCAUUUCAGAUGGAGAAUUUGGGCAGAGUACCAACAAUGUCUACAGGUCCAGCUGUGAGGUGA
Triticum turgidum subsp. durum (durum wheat) is the source of this 1644-nucleotide messenger RNA. Lineage: Eukaryota; Viridiplantae; Streptophyta; Magnoliopsida; Poales; Poaceae. The record is from the annotation of a GenBank genome assembly.